AGCGCCUUUUCUCCCCGCGCCCGCGCUUUCUCCAGCUUGGUGGCCACCGACUUUGCUGAUCGCCCACACCGCAUCUGGACCCUCCGGCUCCAGGGCUACACAAAGCUCAGGGCGGCGGAGCCCGGCCGCGCACGGAGCCCCUGACUCGCAGAGAGCGGGACUCGGAGGCACACAGACCUGGCUGCGAACCCCGGCUCCGCCACUUUGUAGCGCUAUGACCAUGGGCAAGUUACCGAACCUCUCCUAGCCUUUCUCGCUCUGUUGGCAGCGGGUUUAUUGCAGUGACCAUGGGCGGCUUGGCUAGGGGGUAGGCUCAGCCUGCGGCCGCAUCGGUUACUUAGCGAGCGCUCAGUAAGUGUUGGUGAGGCGCGGAAGUGGGCGCCGCCGGCGCCCGAGUGCGCCCCCGCGCGCGGAAACACAACAGGGCCCCAAACUCGCCUCUGUGGCCGAGACCCUGCGCCCCUCCCCGCCUGUCGGUCGUGUCUCUACGAAAGGUGCCUCGUAAAGCAUUUGCGGGAGCGGACGCUCGGGGCCCUGUGGUCGCCUGGGUGCUCGCGCCCACCAUGCAGGGAUGCUCUCGGCCGCCCCAGCUCUGGCGCCUCCACCUGGGCUGCGCCGAGGAGGGCGGCUGAGCUAUCCUCAAACAACGGGCCUUUAGUUUUCAGGUGGCGAAACUGACUGGUCUGGUUAGAGAGCGUCCAAGCCAAGCCGCAGUACUGUUAGGUUUUUUAAAUUUCUCCUUCUGAGUGAGAAAAUAGCAAUCGAGUUGGAGCCAUCCGCACAACAGCUCCAGCUGGCAACAUCACCUCCCACCAAUUUACCCAACUUCUGCCAAGGCUCUGAAAUGCCAACUAUGUCGAGGCCUGCACUUGAUGUCAAGGGUGGCACCUCACCUGUGAAGGAGGAUGCCAGCCAAGAGAUGAGCUCUCUGGCCUACCCUAACCUGGGGAUGAAAGAUCGCAAAGCAGUGGCCAUUCUGCACUACCCUGGGGUAGCCCCAAAUGGAACCAAGGCCAGUGGGGCUCCCACUAGUUCCUCAGAAUCUCCAUCUCCAAUAAGCUCUCCCACUACCACCCCUCCCACUAAACCCCCUCCCUUCAACCUGCACCCCACCCCUCACCUGCUGGCCAGUAUGCAGCUGCAGAAACUUAAUAGCCAGUAUCAUGGGAUGUCUACCACCACUCCAGACCAAACUGGGGAGGCAGGGCCCCUGCAAAACUGGGGCUUUGGGGCACAGGCAGGAGGGGCAGGGCCACUAUCUCCUUCUACCGGUGCCCAGAGCCCUGCUAUCAUUGAUUCGGACCCUGUCGAUGAGGAGGUGCUGAUGUCGCUGGUGGUGGAACUAGGACUGGACCGAGCCAAUGAGCUUCCGGAGCUGUGGCUAGGGCAGAAUGAGUUUGACUUCACUGCGGACUUUCCAUCUAGCUGCUGAUGCCAGCUGUCCCUAAAGAUGGAGGAAUAAAGCCACCAAUUCUGUUGUAAAUAAAAAUAAAGGUUACUUACAAAGA
Messenger RNA from Manis pentadactyla (Chinese pangolin), 1508 nucleotides. RefSeq names its product Cbp/p300 interacting transactivator with Glu/Asp rich carboxy-terminal domain 1 (gene CITED1). The record is from RefSeq and is a predicted model, not a curated record. The transcript is spliced from 4 exons. Gene Ontology annotation, biological process: regulation of DNA-templated transcription; melanocyte differentiation. NCBI's taxonomy places the organism in Eukaryota, Metazoa, Chordata, Mammalia, Pholidota, Manidae. Bases 845 to 1432 code for a protein of 195 amino acids. Gene Ontology annotation, cellular component: nucleus.